Molecule: messenger RNA, 1731 nt
Organism: Poeciliopsis prolifica (blackstripe livebearer)
Lineage: Eukaryota; Metazoa; Chordata; Actinopteri; Cyprinodontiformes; Poeciliidae
Product: T-box transcription factor TBX19-like
Exons: 9
Coding region: 66-1343 (425 amino acids)
Biological process (GO): cell fate specification; regulation of transcription by RNA polymerase II; positive regulation of DNA-templated transcription
Cellular component (GO): nucleus
Molecular function (GO): RNA polymerase II cis-regulatory region sequence-specific DNA binding; DNA-binding transcription factor activity, RNA polymerase II-specific
Source: RefSeq, a predicted model, not a curated record
GGUGCUGAGUGACAUUUAAACCCGGAGGAGGGAGAAGAUCCAGAGACGACUGAAGCUUCGUCAAGAUGAAGGUGGAGGGCUUACAGGAGGACGGGGAGUCCGGUUCGGUGUCUUCUGCAGGCCGUGGCUCUGCGGGGUCGGCGUGCGCCAUCGCGUCCGCCGAGCGCUGCAUGUCCCGGCUGCUGAGCGCCGUGGAGAGCGAGCUGCAGGCCGGCCGGGAGAAGGGCGACCCGACGGAGAGGGAGCUGAAGGUGACGCUGGAGGACGCCGAGCUGUGGAGGAAGUUCCAGCUCAUCACCAACGAGAUGAUCGUCACCAAGAACGGACGACGGAUGUUCCCGGUUCUGAAGGUCAGCGUGUCGGGUCUGGACCCCAGCUCCAUGUACUCCUUCCUGCUUGACUUUGUUCCGGCCGACAGCUGCAGGUGGAAGUUUGUGAACGGGGAGUGGGUGGCGGCGGGCCGGGCCGAGAGCCGGGCCGAGGUCAGAGGUCAGGGGGGCAUCUACAUCCACCCGGACUCGCCCAACUUUGGGGCCCACUGGAUGAAGGCGCCGGUGACCUUCAACCGGGUCAAACUGACCAACAAGGUGAACGGAGGAGGACAGAUCAUGCUGAACUCCCUCCAUAAGUACGAGCCGCAGCUGCACAUCGUCUGCGUGGGUUCCCGCCACCGCCUGGUGUCCAACGUCUCCUUCAGGGAAACGCAGUUCAUCGCCGUCACCGCCUACCAGAACGAGGAGAUCACGGCUCUGAAGAUCAAGUAUAAUCCGUUUGCUAAAGCUUUCCUGGACGCCAAGGAGAGGAACCCAGCAGGUCGGGUUCUCCAGGACGCUGCGGAGAGCCGGGUCGGGAUCCAGCCCUGUUGGCCGCUGUGCUCAGCAGGAGGGGGCGGAGCCUUCUCCUACUCCAGCAGCCUGCCGCUGGCGUCCCAUCAUCACCAUCACCAUGGGUACAAGCCACCCGGUUACCCGGGGAGACACACACCUUACCCCACGGCCUACCUGCCGCACCGCCCACACUCCUCAGUGAACCUGAUCUCUGAUGGCGUUCCGGUUCUUCAUGAAGGUUGGAGCGCUGCUUCUCCUCGUCCUGCCUCAUCUUCCUCCUCCUUUUCACCCUCCUCCUCCUCACUGUCGAUGACCAGCAGCGCUCCGUCCUCACAGGCUCCUCCCCCUCCUCACAGCUCCAGCCAGUAUCCGUGUCUGUGGACCGUCGGAUGCUCAGAGAUAAGCCCCUCCCACUCUCCAUGUGCUACCCUCCAUGGACCAAUCAGCAGUGAGAAUGCAGGCCACGGCCGAGUGGGCGGAGCCGGAUGGUCACCUGGCCCCGCCCACUCUUUCUGAGCAGGAAGCUAAUCGGACAACUAAUGGGAAGCCAUCAUCCAGAUGUUUUGUUGGAAAUGAUAAAGUCAUGAUGACGUUUUCUAAUUUCUAAAAAUGAGCUGAAUGUACUUAUUGUGAGCUACGUUUCCAAGGCAACAUCAUUCCAUAGUAAUUCAUGUGAAUCCAGCUCAAUAAAUAAACUGUAUCGUUUACAUUUUGUCAGAAAUGUAAGGUGUUUGUAGGGAACAUAAAACCUGCUGUGCAACAUCCAGAUCAAUAUUAUUCAUGUAGGUGAUUAAUGCUUUGUGAUAAAAGUUUGACCUUGUUUAAUAAAAUAAACAGUGAUGAGUUUUAAGUAUUAAGUGACAAUUUGGCGCCCUCUGGUGUCCCGAUCGUGCUCGUCUUUUAU